This is a messenger RNA of Pocillopora verrucosa, 16209 nucleotides long. Lineage: Eukaryota; Metazoa; Cnidaria; Anthozoa; Scleractinia; Pocilloporidae. The record is from RefSeq and is a predicted model, not a curated record.
UUUCAGAGUAGAAAUGUCGACACUGGACACAACGAGAUGGGGCUAAAAUUCCACUUGCUGAUAACGUAACGAGAACAAACAGGAAUAUUUUUUACUUUGCUGUUUUCAAAGAAAAAGGUUAGAAAUUGGGAGGAUAUAGCCUCCUCUCGAUUGAGAAGGAAAAGGGGCAACUCACAAGCCGAGGAAAAAAGCAACUAGCAAUGGCAAUUUUCAGACGGAUACACUUUUGUAUUUUUGUGUAUCUUGUCCAAGUCAUCACAGCCACAGAAGAUUCGUGGUGCGUUGACCAAAACGCAUGCGCAAUGUACUCAAAGACUCACUGUGACUCGUAUGACUGGAUCAACCUUAACUGUCCAAAACUGUGUGGACACUGCGGAACAGAAGAAGCAACUCCAGAAACAGAGAAAGUUGCAAAUUAUUUGGGAGCAACAGCGCAGCCGACAGUAAAUCCACUUAAGGGAUGGGAGAACGCUCCGACUACAGUUCCGGACACUUCCAAGGUGGUUCUGGGCCGUAAUAAUUAUACCUACCCUAAGGUAAAAUACGAAGGUACUGCACCAAUCGUAGCUACGAACGAGAUAGCUAAUGAGACAAUUUACCCGGAAGUCAGUGUACCGACCAAUGGCUCUCCCUUAUAUAAUGUAUAUAACAAGACAGUAGCGUCUGAGAACAUACUUCCGGUGGUACAGGCUGGUGCGACAUCGGGUUCAGAAAUAGGUGUCUACGAUUCGUCGACCCCACAAGAAGCGCUUUCAGCUCACGUGGGAACGAUGGAACCAACCUCAGAGCCUCUUCUCGUUAUGAACGGAAGUGAACUUGUGCCAGUGGAAGAAAUGGAAGUUUUAGAAAUUAAAAAGAAUCCCGACUGGGUUGUGGACAUUCCUUCAGCGGUACAACCAGUUGAAAGCAACGGUGUAGAAAAAAUACGAAUUUCUUUUAUCGAGAAAAACCAGCCUUUGCAAGGUGUAAACGAGGUCUCCUUACAACCAGUACCAGAGGGUAAUAUGGAAAAUAUUAAAAUUUCAUUUCUUGGAAACGAAACAUCUCCUGUAACAGCUGAAGGAAAUGGGAUAAGCUUGGAAGCAACUCCAGCCGAGAAGCAAAACCAAAACAUUAAAAUUUCGUUUGAAACCGAUAAAGAACCAGCGGUUCCCAUUGAGGUCCCUGUAAUGCAUGAAACUCCAAGUCACGUGACUGUGCAAAACUUGACGUUAACGCAGCCGAGUACUGCGCAAUCACUCCCAACGCAGGCUCCUCCCAUGCCCAGCGGUCCUGAUGUAGUGAAUCCUUUUGCGGGAGGAAUUGUGGAUAAGAUUAUCAGCAACGCGACAGCCACAGCAACUCCGCUGACUCCAAAUCAGAAUAUCACCGUGGAUUUUAGACACAACACGGGUACUGGUGUCCCUGUGACCAUGCAACAGCUUCCCGUCGUAGAGCAGAAUGCUACAGCUGAGCCAAACGUUUACGAAACUUGGUGUAAUGACGACCCUGUGUGUGGUAAAUAUACAGAGGCCAGCUGUAACGAGGCGUGGUUGAAAGUUAACUGCCCCAAGAAAUGCAAAAUAUGCGGCAAUGAAACAACUUCAACAUUUACGACACCUCAACAAGCAGUGACGACAAAUAACACAACAAAUAACGCAACAGAGAAACCGUACACGGAGCUGUCUGUCACAGUACCCUCUGAGGUCACAAAAUCAUUGGAGACAUCACGAAAGCCUGUUUUAGUAAACAUUAAAGGUGAAAAUGGGAAACCGGCGUUGGAGGACCAGGUGUCAAACAAAGUACCCAUGGUGGAAACCAUUGUUGUCAAGCUUCCUGCAAACAUUAAAGCUGAAGACGAACACAAAGCUAAGAUUAAAGUAAAAGGUCCGGCGAAAAAUCACAUCAAUGUAACAGUGAGUCAUGGGACAACUAUUCUUCAAAUACCAGAAGCACCCUGGUGUAAUGACAAGAGUGAAUGUUCGCGAUACUCCAUGAACCAGUGUAAUGACGAAUGGGUUCAACUUAAUUGUCCAAGAAAAUGCCAGUUUUGUCGACCUGUUUGCAAGGAUAAUAAGGAAUGCAGUCGCUUUUCGAUAGAAAGCUGUGAAAACGAAUGGAUGAGAAAGAAUUGCAAGAAAAAGUGCGGUUUUUGUGAAGGGUUAGAACCCACAGGAAAAGGUGAAUCAGAAGGUGCUUGUGUGUCAAAAGAUCAUGAAGAUUGUAGUGAUUACCCGAUGCAUGAAUGCGAUAAUGAUUGGCUGGUUAAGAACUGCAAGAGAAAGUGUGGGCUCUGUAAAGUUCCAACCCCUGCUCCAGUUGGUUUAGCUGCACCCACUGCCUCACCCACCCCUGUUAACGUAACACAGCAAUUUGGGCCACUGCAUAAAGCAAAUUGUUAUUAUGACGGCAUACAACACGAGCAUGGCGAACGCUGGUCACCAGGCCCUUGCACGCCCGAAUGCAAAUGCGACGAUGGUAAAAUCCGCUGUACAUUGAUAGAGUGUCCUGAAUUGAACUGCCGUAAUCCGGUUAAGAAACGAUGGAAAUGUUGUCCUGAGUGUCCUGUAGAGGAAGGUCUGAACGCACGUUGUGUGGAGACUGAAGGUGGAACAAGUAAAGGCGCCUGCUGUGUUUUCCCUUUCGUUUAUCAUGGAACACAGUAUUUUGGCUGUACAGACGAUGAAAACAAGAGGCCUUGGUGUGCUACCACGUCUAACUACGACAUUGAUGGAAUGUGGGGGCAUUGUCUUGGAGAAGGUCGAGAAACGGUAGAAUCAUCGAAGACAACUAAAUUCACAUCUACUGGAGGAGUUGUGGCUACCAAUGGCACCCAUGCUAUCUCGAAGGCCACCUCAGCCACCGAAGGUCAUGUGACAAGCCACGCGACCCAGGCAUACUCCCAAGGAACAAGUGCAGCCACAGAGACUCCUAGUUCCGAUGAACUCCAAGAAUCCUCUUCAGUUGGAACCACUCCUAUGCCGGCAACAUUUGCAGCUCCCGUUACAGGAGUGUACUCAGAUUGGUCCCACUGGUCCUCGUGCUCGGCCACUUGUGGUGGAGGUACACAGGAGAGAACACGAAAAUGUUCCUUCCCUAAGGACACCCAGGGUGGCGUGGACUGUUCUUCUCUAGGUCCCUCGCUGGAAACGAGAGAAUGCAAUGCUCUUUUGUGUCCAGAGGAUGGUGGGUACUCAGUAUGGAGUGACUGGUCCGAUUGUGACGUCACAUGUGGUGGAGGCCUGACGCAGAGAUACAGAACCUGUAACAGUCCCUCCCCAACCAACGGUGGCCGUGAUUGCGCUGCAGUAGGCUUGGGACCUGCUAUGGAGUCUAAAGCCUGCAAUCUCAUUUCGUGUCCACAUGAUGGCGGCUACACUGAUUGGACCGGCUGGUCACAGUGCGACAAAACCUGUGGGGAGGGCACUAGGUACCGGACACGAUCCUGCACCAAUCCCCCUCCUGCUCACGGUGGACACGACUGCUCGUGGUUCGGGAGCGACAGAGAGGUGUCAUCAUGUAAUGAUGGUCCGUGUGAAGUCGAUGGAGGUUACUCAGAUUUUUCCGAGUGGACCGCUUGCAGUCGAACCUGUGGUCCUGGUGUGACAUCUAGACAUAGAACGUGCUCCAAUCCCAGCCCUUCCGCGGGCGGAAAGGAUUGUACAAACCUGGGACCAGCGUUUGAACAGCGCUCUUGUUUGUUGGCUGAAUGUCCAGCAAGCGGAAAUUGGACCAACUGGAGCAACUGGAACGACUGUACACGGACGUGUGGGUCUGGUAUCCAGUUCAGGAAGCGAGUCUGUAUUCACCCAAAAGGAGAACUGUUCUGUUUGGGAGAAAAAGUACAAUCGAGGCUUUGCAACAGUCGACACUGUCCAGUAAAUGGUAACUAUACUGACUGGUCAGAAUGGACGUCAUGUUCUACUACAUGUGGUGUCGGCGUCAAGGCCCGUAACAGAACAUGCACCAACCCGAUGCCUCAGUUUGGCGGGAAGUCAUGUGAAGAGCAGGGCUUGGGUCUGCCAAAUGAAGCCAAACAUUGCUACAUGCGGCAAUGCGGAGUUAAUGGCAAUUAUUCCGAAUGGGGUGACUGGUCGACUUGUUCACAUUCCUGUGGGCCUGGAUUCAUGGUUCGUAGUCGAAUGUGCACCAAUCCUCCUCCGUCGAGUGGUGGAUUCGACUGCUCAAGACUGGGUCGACCUGUGCAGAGUACUCAGUGUUAUCUUGUGGACUGUCCAGUUGACGGUAACUACACGCAUUGGUCCAACUGGACCGCUUGCUCCGCUACUUGUGGCGAGGGAACCACAACACGGACUCGCUCCUGUACCAACCCGUCUCCGCUCCACGGUGGCAGAGACUGCUCUGAUAUAGGACCCAAUAUUGAGAUCCAACCUUGCAAACAACAGGACUGUUUGGUAAACGGCGCUUACAGUGGUUGGUCCAGUUGGAGUGUGUGCAGUAAGACGUGCGGACGUGGGUUCAAAAAGAGAAUCAGAGCAUGCAACAAUCCUGUUCCCUCCAAUGGCGGCAAAGAUUGCUAUGAGUUAGGACUGGGGCCUAGCGAAGAACGCAGCCACUGUUUUGAGAGAUCGUGUCCGCUGGACGGAAGUUAUAACGAUUGGUCAGCAUGGACCACGUGUUCGAUGUCUUGUGGUGGCGGUGUGAAAUACAGGCAUAGAAACUGCACUAAUCCAACUCCCAUGCACGGAGGGAGAGACUGCUCUCUGAUUGGACCAGCUAUGGAGAGUGACAGCUGUCACAGUGAGCCCUGCCCAGUCAAUGGCAUGUAUGGAACAUGGAGCUUGUGGAGUGAAUGCGAUCGAACAUGUGGGGGUGGUAGUCGGGUCAGGUCUCGGUCAUGUACUAACCCCCCUCCUCAGUUUGGUGGCUCGGACUGCACCCCUCUUGGACCCGAGAAAGAGACUGAGCUGUGCAACUUGAACGCAUGUCCCGUUAACGGUAAUUACAGUGAAUGGACUCUAUGGACGCCGUGUUCGGUGACUUGUGGUCAAGGCAUCAUGACCAGGAAGAGGUUCUGUACCAAUCCUCGUCCUACAGUGGGCGGAAAAGACUGCGCUUGGCUGGGACCGGAUCACGAGAAAACAAGCUGUCAGCUGGUGGACUGCCGAGCCAACUGCACGUGCGGAGCGUGGACUGAAUGGAGUGAUUGUUCAUUCACGUGCGGAGGCGGCGUGCAACAUCGCCAGAGGGACUGCUCACCACCCAAAUACCAGAAGGAGAUGUCAUGUGAGAAUGAUAAGAAGGAAAGCCGACUGUGCCGGUCAGAACCAUGUCCAAUUGACGGAAAAUACAGUGAUUGGUCACCAUGGUCACCGUGUUCAGUCACGUGUGGAAUCGGAAAGAAGAACAGAACUCGCUCGUGCAUGUCACCCAAACCACAGUUUGGCGGGAAAUCGUGCACUGAGCAGGCCCUUGGACCGGGUAUGGAGAUAACUCAAUGUUAUCUGACGCCAUGUCCAGUGAAUGGUGGUUAUACUGAAUGGAACGGCUGGUCACCAUGUUCGGUCACAUGUGGCCGUGGCAUCAAAAAGAGGCAGAGAUUCUGCACCAAUCCUGAGCCAGCAUAUGGUGGUGUCGCCUGUGGACACUUGGGAUCUGGGGAGGAGAUUGUCCAGUGUUAUGAUGUGAACUGUCCUGUUGAUGGUAAGUACAGUCCUUGGUCUCAGUGGUCCGCCUGCUCCAAGACCUGUGGUUACGGUAUUCAAACAAGAAAACGAACCUGUACAGAUCCAGAGCCACAACAUGGUGGACGGGACUGCACGGACCUCGGAGAUCCGGAACAUAUCCGACCCUGCCAAGUUAUUCAGUGUCCUAUUCAUGGAAAUUACUCUGCUUGGUCCAACUGGGGCUCUUGUUCAGCCACGUGUGGGCCUGGAGUCAAAAAACGCACGCGCACAUGCAUCAACCCGGAACCAGAAUAUGGUGGGCUCACAUGUAAAGAGAGGGACUUGGGACCUAAUACCGAAGCCACGAAAUGCAAUCUGGGAGAAUGUCCAGUAAAUGGUGUUUGGGGUCCGUGGUCAUUGUGGUCAGCGUGCACAACCAGCUGCGGCCCGGGGACUAGGGAGAGGAAGCGGUCAUGCAACAGUCCACCUCCUAAAAAUGGCGGUGAACCUUGUCGCGGCGCCGAGAAACAAGUUGGUGACUGCAGCUACCGACCCUGCCCAGUUGAUGGUAAUUACACCGAGUGGACAGACUGGACUGUGUGCGACAAAACUUGUGGAACGGGAAUCAUGACGCGAUGGCGCGCAUGCUCAAACCCAGCUCCUAAGUUUGGCGGCAGAGAUUGCUCCUUGUUCGGUCCUGAUACUGAACGAAAAUCAUGUCAAGUGAAGGAUUAUUGUCCUGUCGACGGAAACUGGGGCGAGUGGUCAUCUUGGACUGCCUGUACUAAAUCCUGUGGUGUCGGUGUGAGAAUGCGCGUGAGGUCAUGUGAUAAUCCAACUCCAUCCAAAGACGGAAGAGAUUGUAUUGGACAGAAUACGCAAACAAUUGACUGUAAAGCGGGAGAAUGCUGUGAUGUACCCAUGAGGCCAUUGGGUUGCUUUGUGGAUAACAAAUUGUCUGUUCGACCCCUCCCCGAGCUUGUUUUCACGGACAAUGAUCCUCAGAGCACCUUGUACAGCGGUAUUAACGUGCAGUCUGACGAUUGGGAAGCGUAUAUGCCAGAGCUGGUGUGUAGGUGCGCCAAAGCGGCCGCAUCGAAGAACUACACUCACUUUGGUAUCCAAGGUUAUGGUGAAUGCUGGUCAGGACCUAACUCUGCUAAAACGUAUUCUCGGGACGGGGUCGAGAACAGAUUCACUCAAAGACCCGAACCUAAGCCGUGGGUCGGCUGUGUUGGAGACAACUUUGAGAGAUGCCGCGGUGGAAACGCGCAGUGCGUUGGACAGGAGAAAAGCAACUUUGUUUACGCGUUUUUGAACGUUCAACCCAUGAAUGGAAACUAUGGUCCUUGGUCCCCUUGGACGUUGUGCUCUAAAUCGUGUGCUGGCGGUGUGAGAUCACGAAUAAGGAACUGCACCAAUCCAGUCCCUGAGUACGGUGGCAAGGACUGUUCCGCUCUUGGAGAGCCUCAGGAAAGCGAGCCUUGCAAUACCAAAAAGAUUUGUCCAGUUGAUGGCGCCUGGGGCGCGUGGAGCAACUGGACCGUGUGCUCAAAGUCGUGUGGCAAAGGUUUUCAAGAGAGGAGCAGACUCUGUGACAGUCCCGCCCCGGCUAACGGUGGCCAAGUGUGCCUGGGACCGGCAAAACAGAAGUUGUCUUGUAACCAAGGAGAAUGCCCUGUAAACGGCAGCUGGUCAGCGUGGAGUGCAUGGCAAGCAUGCUCAGCAACCUGCGGGGAUGGACUUCAAUUGAGGACUCGUGUCUGUAAGAAUCCUGAACCAAGUAACGGUGGUUACUCUUGUGAGGGAGAUGAGGUUGAAGUAAAGCCUUGUACAGUGAGGAGAUGUCCUAUCAAUGGAAAUUACUCUGAAUGGUCAGAUUGGUCCGAGUGCAGCAGAUCAUGUAGCGGCGGCAUCAAAACGAGGAAGCGUGAAUGCAUCAACCCUAGUCCUCGCUACAACGGCAGAGAUUGUAAAGAGAUUGGGUCGGCAAUCGAGAAAGUUCAUUGUAACCCACAGUCCUGUCCAGUGCACGGAAACUGGGGCUCAUGGAACAUGUGGAGUUUCUGCUCUGUCAAGUGUGGACCAGGCAAGCGCGAACGCAUGCGCAAGUGUGACAAUCCACCGCCCAAGUUUGGAGGAGAAAACUGCCCUGGUUCAGACAGACAGACCAUGCCUUGCAGUCUGUCUGAUUGCCCAGUAGACGGUAAAUGGGGUCUGUGGUCUCCUUGGACUGCGUGUUCAGCUACGUGUGGCGCUGCUAAGCGCUCGAGGACACGCGGGUGUGAUCACCCUCCACCCGCGCACGCCGGAAAAACAUGCGAGGGCCCAGAGAAGCAGGAAGAAUACUGCAAGCUGCAGCCAUGCAUGGUUAACGGCGGCUACACCAAUUGGGGCAAGUGGACCGAGUGUGACGUCACUUGUGGCGGUGGUCAUAGACAACGAUCACGUGCCUGUACCAACCCUGUACCUGAGUUUGGCGGGCUCAACUGCACUCAUUUGGGUGACUCGGUCCAGUCAGAUGUGUGUAACACUCGACCGUGUGCACAACCCGGAGGUUGGUCCGGUUGGUCAGUUUGGUCUUCCUGUAGUCGAUCAUGCGGAAGCGGAAGUACGACCAGAAGACGAACUUGCACCGCGCCCCCACCCUCCUAUGGUGGGCCUGACUGUGUAGGGGAUAGUGUGGAGAGGAAAGCUUGCAAGCUACAGGACUGCUGUGAGAUUCCAUACAAGGCUCUGGGUUGUUACCGCGAUAAUCACAACUUAUACCGACCCCUCCCUGAGCAGCUGUUCAGUGACCCACAGGAGAAAAUCGACUUCAAAGACUGGCCGAAUUAUCUGUCUGACGCCAUCUGCCGAUGCGCCCGUGAGACUCAGAGAAAAGGAUACAGAACAUUUGGUUUACAAAACUAUGGUGAAUGUUUGUCCGGUGAACGAGCGGGUGACUCUUAUUUCCAAGAAGGAGAACAACUGUUGUUCAUGGCGCCAACACAGCCCAAACCACUGUUAGGAUGUGUUGACAAUGAGUUGAAACUGUGUACGGGAAAUAAUUUGGAAUGCGCCGGACAGGAAAAUUCCAACUAUGUGUUUUCUUUGGAUGAUGUCAAAGCUGUUCAAGGUAAUUACACAGAAUGGAGCGAAUGGAGCGACUGUUCUUCCAAUUGUGGGACUGGCGAGAGGUUCCGAACAAGGAACUGUACCAGUCCCCCUCCGGCUUUUGGAGGAAUGGACUGUUCGUUUAUUGGAAUGGACAGAGACGCAGAAAGUUGUGAGAAGAGAGCAUGCGCAAUUGAUGGUAACUGGGGUGCAUGGGGGAACUGGAGCACGUGUUCAGCGACGUGUGGUCAUGGCACAGUUCAUAGGACGCGCACGUGCGAUAACCCUGCUCCUUCUAAUGGCGGGAAACCUUGCGCAGGAGAGGGUCACGAGACAGCAGAGUGUCGCAUGACACCAUGCCCAUUGAAUGGUCGUUGGUCCGUUUGGAGCUCAUGGAGUCCUUGCUCAGUAUCUUGUGGCAACGGUCGGCAAGAGCGCAUGCGCAAGUGUAACGAUCCCGUACCCGAGUAUGGCGGAAAAUUCUGUCAAGGACCUGCCAGAGAAUUUCACAAUUGUGAAGAAGAUGAUUGCCCAGGUUACUGGAGUGAAUGGUCCGCCUGGAGCGCUUGUUCAAAGACGUGUGGUGCUGGUGGAAGGCGUGACAGAACACGCACAUGUCAAGGAGGAGCCACGUGCGUGGGCUCCGCGCGCGAGAUUGAAGUCUGUAAGGUUCAGGAUUGUCCAGUUUGCCACAAGGCUGUAGACCUUGCUUUCGUCCUGGACGCCUCUGGCACAGUGGAUGAUUCUCAAUGGAAAUUAACGAAAGACUUCGUCAAAGGUGUCAGCAGUGGUUUCCGUCUCGCCCCUAACAAGACUCAAGUGUCUAUUCUAGCCUACUCCACGUUACCACAUCUCGAAUUGAGAUUCGAGGACAAAAAUAUUUACGACGGCAUGGACGAUUUCCUUCAAUCGAUGUCUCAGCCACGUGGUGACACGCGUACGGACCGCGCCCUGAAAUUGACACGUGAUCGAUUGAUAACCGCUGAAACGGGCGCACGUGACUUUACGCCCAAAGCGAUUGUUAUUGUUACCGAUGGCGGAGACGCGCCUGACACCACGGCGAAGCGCGCCGAGCAACGCGCCCGCGAACUCAAGGAUAUGGACGGUGCCACGAUUGUUGCUCUGGGGGUGGGAGACAAAGUGGAUCAGUACGAACUGAGGCAGCUUGCGUCUGAUCCUGAUCAUGCAUUUUUGGUUGCUUCAUAUGAUGAUAUCAUUGGUUACGUCAAAUCAGCGGCUGACGCAGUCUGUACAGCCAAGCCACCUCCUCCUCCACCUCGUUGGGGCUCGUGGACUGAAUGGAGUCCUUGUAUGAAGACUUGUGGCACAGGCGUCAGUUUGAGAACACGGAAAUGUCUAACCGGAGCGAACUGUAGAGGAACUGGUACCGAGACACGAAAAUGCAAGAUUCAGGAUUGUCCUUCUUGCCAGCUGGCAACAGACCUCGCUUUCGUUCUCCCCGUUUCCUCCAAAAUAAACGACACGGAAUGGCGAGAGGUGCAGAACUUUGCCAAAGGCGUGGCAAACGCGUUCAACAUUUCUUACCCUGGUACCCACGUGGGCGUCUUGUCCUACUCGUCGCAGGCCACCAUGGAGAUGAAAUUCAACCGUUACUUUUACCAGUCUGACGUGCUGAACGCUAUUGAUAACAUUUACCCGGAAGCUAAGAGCGACCAAGGAUCGAGAUUAGAUGACGCUCUGGAAAUAGCCAAUUACGAGCUGUUUACUCCCGCGGGAGGGUCACGUGAUCAGGUUACGAGGGCACUUGUGGUGCUGCUGUCUGAUAAGAUAGAUAACGAAAAGAUUGCUGGGAUUGUACACCGAUUGAAGUUUGGUGGUGUGACCCCAGUAGCUAUAGGAGUGGGGUCUGGUGUCCAGCGUGACGAGUUGUUAAAGAUCGCAGACGCAAACCACACAUUUUCUGUGGAUUCGUACAACGAUCUAAUCACAAUAGCAGGGAAGGUUGUCAAAAGCGCGUGUAAAGCUCCAGACUUCCUACUUGAUCAAAUUGUCACCGAAAAACAACGCACUGGUCACGCAUUUCACCGGGUGCCAGUCUUCCACGUCGGUUCUUAUCCAGCAACAUAUCAAGGAGUGAGCUCAAUGCCAGUAACACCCGGUCAGCAACAGACCAUGAAUAGCUUUGUUCCGACGCAAGGUCAACAGACAAGCCAGGGUUAUGCUCCAACUAAAGGAUUCUCCAUGAACGCGGCAUCAGGACAGCAGCAAGUUACCUCUGCCCCUGCGUCAACUCAGCAAUCUGCUGAACAGGUCUCUGUUCCACAAGUGGCUUUUGCGGGUGUCACAUCAACCCCGCCAUCACCUAGUCAGGCAACAAGCGGAGCUCAACCAGUUCCUUCAAAAGCAGCAUCGACCCAGCAACCUGUUGAACAGGUUGCUAUUGUUCCUCAAGCGGCAAGUUUUAGUGUAACAGCAGCGUCGCCAUCAACUAAUUCGACAACAAACGUGACUCAAUCGAUUGUCUCUAACGCCACAGCAAUUCAGCAACCUUUUGAACAGGUGACUUCCGAUUCACAAGCUACAAGUGCUGGUGCGACGUCAGCGCCGUUACCGGCUGCUCAGGGAACAGUUGCAGCUCAACAGAUUUACUCAAAUGAAACCUCAGCUCAACAACCUGGUGAACAGGUUACCUCUGCCGCCCAGGCUGCAAGUACAGGCGUGACAUCUGCUCCGCUUCCAACGAGUCCGAUUGCAAACGUGACUGGGCCGGUUUUCUCGAACGUAACGUCGCCUCAACAACCCGCUGGACAGGUUCCUGCAGCAGCGCAACCCCCUCAAACUGUUUACGCAAAUGCUACACCUACACAACAACCAGCGACGAUGAGUCAAGCUAUACCACCUCAGCAACCUGUCAAUCCAGUUUCAGGAGUGCAACAACCAGUUUAUUCCAACGCUACAGCAACACCUCAGCAGCCUCAAGAGAGUAACGGUAACGAAAGUGCUCCUGAAGUCGGCCCUCAGUCCCCGCAGGGUGUUCCCCAGGGGGUGUAUUCUAAUGUCACGACAUCACAGCCAGUGAAUCCGCAACAGCCUGAGCCUACGUAUUCAAACGUUACAGUUCCUCCGCAGAAUGUCACCUCUGUUCUUCCACCAACAAACGAAUCUUUGACACCGACUUCGGUACCUCAGUUACCAAGCGCUCCGGCAGCUCCUGUUCAAGUUGGGACAGAAGCUGGAGCAAACGCCACAAUCCCGCAGGCUCAACCACAACCUGCCCAGGCUCCAGCAGCACCAGUAUACAACGGCACUGUGGCUCCUGCCCAGGCUCCAGCAGCACCAGUAUACAAUGGCACUGUGGCUCCAGCGGCGCAAGGCACGAGUGCACCUGCUCAGAAUGUUUCUGCUGUCCAAGCGGUGCCUGCUGUCGCUUCUCCUACCGCUCCGCCUGCCGCACCGCAAGUAACAGCUGGAUCUCCUCCUGCGCCCGCACAGCCAAGUGCGCCUUUGCAAUCGGCUGAGAGCGCUGCCCAAGGUGUUACCCCACAGAGCCCUGCAAGCACUCAGCCAUUUGUUUGUCCAUAUGCUAUGGAUAUCGUGUUUGCUUUGGACUCAUCCACGGACGUUACUCCAGUCCAGUGGACUCAACAGAAGGACUUCAUGAAGAAAGUUGCUGAUGGUUUUAAUGUACAGGAGAGCGGGACCCAUGCAGCCUUGGUCGCUUAUUCCACUAUACCUUCAAUCAACUUGAAACUUGGAGAGCGGAAUGUGAAAGGAGAGGUUGAUAAGGCUUUUGAUGACCUGCCACGUGAUCCUGGUAAUAGAAAUCUGGUCAUUUUGUUGGAAAUGGCUAAAUUCGAGGUGUUCACAAAGUCUAACGGUGUGAGGACCCAUCUCCCCAAGGCCCUUGUGGUGACGGUGCUUGGACCCCAAAACGAUCACAACACUAACGCCGCCAAGAGCCUAAAGUCCUUCGCUAAGCAGUUGGAAAUCAGUGGUGUAAAGGUGAUCGCUAUAGGCAGCCCAAGCAUUGCUGAAUCAGAACUUUCUACAAUGACAACGGAGCCUAAGUAUGCUGUACGGGUUAACGAUCUCCAGUCUCCAGCUGAAGCUGAGAAAGUGACCAAGAUUAUUUGUAACGUGGCGGCAGGGUUCCCGUCCACAAGCGAGAGUGGACCGCAAGCACCAUUUCCCUCCCCAGUCCCCUCUGUGCAACAGAAAGUUGCUUCUCCUACCCAAGCUCCCGCCCAGCCCGCAGCAGCUGCAACACACAUGAAUAACUUGUACAAGAGAACACCUUACCCAUUCAAUUGUCAACCCGUGUUGUAUUACGACUUCGACAAGUUUUGCGCGGGUGAAGUAUUUGACGAGUCGGGCUCUGGCAACAACGGGCUGUCCCGCGGGAGUGUGGUUGUUGAGCCGGGAUACAACCAAGACAACGGUGUAGACUUAUCAGACGGGUUCAUUCAGUUGGAUGGAAUGAAUUUCAAGGGUAAGCCGACUCUUGGUGUUACUAUAUCAGCAUGGGUCAAGGUUAAGAACGUGACUGCGCCGAACAUAAACGAGAUCUUCGUGACGGAAGCACCUGGAAUAACAGACCCCUCGAAACAGGGACAGUACCACUUUGAGAUCUUAAACAAGGGUAAAGUUCGCUUCUUCCAACGGAAUAUGGACAAGACAGUGUACGGGAGAACUACUAUUGAGGGAAUCCCAGAAAAUAAAUGGGUUCACUUGGCGGGAAUUUACAAUCCUGAAAGCAAACAGGCCGCAAUUUACAUCAAUGGACGAGCUGUUAAGAACUAUGAACAGACGGAUGCACAAGAGACUGAAGCUUUGAACACAGAUUGGAGUAAGGCUGCGUAUAUUGGGACAUUUUACGACGAUGAGGGGCCUCGACGCCAAUUCAAGGGUGCCCUGGAUGAGUUCUAUAUCUUCCCCUGUGCUCUCCCAGACGAUCAAAUCGUGACCCUCAAGGAUACUCACAGAAUACCCAAGUUUGUGGGUCCGUACCCAGGCGUGAAGCGGGAAGUCUGGCGCGGAGUUAAAGGCACCACUAUAACGGACUUGGCCACGCAGAAAGACUAUCCAAACAACCCCUCUGAGGCCUCCAUCAUUGAGGACUUCGACGCACCUAAGAACGAGGGCGACGAUUACGGUUCCCGAAUUAGAGGCUACUUCGUGGCGCCCUAUACGGGAACCUACUCGUUUUCUCUGUCUGGUAACGAUGAAGCUGAGUUGUUCUUUAGUGGGUCGUCGAGGGAAAAAGACAAAGAUUUGUUUGCCGUGGUUAGAGGAACUGGGCACAACAAGUUUGCAGAACAUCCCUACCAACAGUCUGGUUACAUUCCACUGGAGGCUGGCAAGUAUUACUGGAUUGAGGCCCUGCACAAGGAAGGAAUUAACAGGGACUCCUUAUCCGUUGGCUUCACCUUGGAGUGCCCUAAUGCACCAUCGGUACUUUCUGAGAAACCGAUUCUAAGGCCAAGCCUGCAAUAUCAGAUUCCUCGGAGCUGUACUGAGGUCAAGAAAAUGUGGCCUGGGUUCAAGGAUGAUGAAUACGUCAUACAGAUGACUCCUUCUUGUAAUCCUAUUCGUUUGUACUGCCAUGGCCUCGAUACAGCCUCCCCCCGUGAGUACAUUACUCUGCCAGCUGGCCCCGAUAGGAACUUCGCUAGUUUUUACAGGGGUAGGCUGCUCAACUAUGAAUCCUGCUCUGGCUCUAUCAACCCUGAACCCAAACUGACGGCGAACUACUGGGGAACAACAAGGUUUAACAAAAUUCGUGUCGAUCCCACGACGGGUCUCGUUCACAGAGAGGACUUCCAGUUUGCAAAGACCGAGGGCAACCCGGUUCGAUUUGCUCGCGCGGGAGACUGCUUCUCAGCUGCGUCCAAAUGCCAAAAGGGUAAAUUCCAGGUGGAUCUCUCUGGCACGGGAUUACGCAUGCGUAAAGAUGUAGAUUGGGAGGCCUGGGGCACACCAAAAGUACCACAGCGGUUGCUGAGCGUUCGUAAGGCGGAAGACGGAAUGAUGGCAUACGGUGAAUGUGGAGGGUCGUGUGGGGGAUGCCAACCGAUCAAAGAAAAGAUGUUUGUGGAACCAGCAGCCUGUACCGAUCCUUCCACUACAGAUGCCGUUGCUCGUCAGUCGAUUCCCUCACCUGGUGCCAAAAAAGAUGAAAAAGGACAGAAAAAAUCUGUUGUAAGUUCACCACAGAAGGUGCAUGUUAGGUCCGAGGCCCCUUACCCGCACGAAAGGGAGUUUUUCCGUUCGGGGCCUGGGCUUGAGGAGACAGAAUUGGAAGUGUUAGGUCAUGUGACAAAGAAGAAGAAGCGAAGUGAGUCAACGAAGAAAAAGAGAAAGCGACAUCUCAGCGAAUGAAAAACAGCGCAGUAUAACUGUUUAGGAUUAAAAGAAAGAAAAGGAGGAUGAGAAAAUAGAUACGGCAACAUUUGUUAUACCAUGUACAAAACUGAACAUUGGGUUGAGUGCCUCGUUUUAACUUUAAAAUGGAGCUUCUCUGAUCUGAAAAUGAUGAAUAUUUGUAAUGGGGUUUUUGAAUAAUCUAUGAUUUACUGAUAUUUUUUCGUUUUAAAGUGGCUGCAAUAAGAAUGUGGCGGCAAAAGAGAGUUUCACUGUUUAAUCCUCAGCAUGUAGGCGUGAGAGAAAGUUUGUCAGCCUCGCUCAUGGUUUCGAUGUUCCUUUUUAGGAUAUAAUCCUGCAGUCCUUGGUUCCUGCUUUGUAGUUGUAUUUUAUUCUAUUGUGUUUCUAUACUUAAUGUUAAGGGGCCUGAAAAAACUCCAGUUUAAAAUAUAAAGGGCCUCAAGACGAAUCAUGUACGGUCCAAGGGCUUUAAAUUACUACUGCAGCAUUAAAAGGGACGACGUGGGCCUUUUCUGUCACGGCCUUAAAGAAAAGGGACUCUCCUCUCAGGACUUCAUAGUAACGUAAUGUUUGAAAUGGGAUCGGAAUGUUUUCUUUUAAAAUGUAAAGUCCUAAAAGGGGUAUGACAAGUAAGGCCUUUCUUUUCGCAUUAUUUACGUCAGUAUUUGUGCAACUGAUUGGCGUAGAUAAUGGUCAUGAUUGAGAAAUUGAUAUCCUGAGUCAAGAUGGUAUGGUCAUCGGUAGAGUGAAUUAAUCUCUACCCAAGGAAACCAUUUAACUGGCAUUCACAUUUAUAAAGACAAGCAAUAGCGAGUCAACAGUUCGUUAAGCUUCACGGUGGUAGGCUGAAAUAUAAUGAUAAAAAAUGAACCAUGGCAAAUAUAUCGAAUACCCUGGAGUGAGUAAUUAUACCAAUUAGUUGCAAGUUUUAGUUUCUUGUAUAUUGCAGAAAAAAACGCUCAAUCUUCGCUUGAUUAGCUUCUUAUUUUAAAAAUCACCCUUCUCUCCUAGUCCAGUGUAAAUCUCUGGUCAUAACAGAUUACAAAUACAGUAACGACGGUUAGAAUUGAACACAAAUUAUGAAAUUCAUGUCUUGUUUUGUAAAAUUAUUCAAAAGACACUGGUGUAAAAGAUCAUAGAUUAUUUUUUGAUGUGAAAAUAAACG